CAGCUCCCCUUGCUCUCCGGGCUCCGUAGGGAGGAGGGGCUGGAGCUUGGCCCACAGUUAGGACAAUGCUCCUCAGGCUGUUCUUGGCUCUCCACCUCUUCCCUUCCAUUCAAGCAACGGCAGGUGAAAACAUGAUCCAUUGUUUCAUUCCAAGGAGGAAAAAAUAACAUCAGGAUGCCAACUUUUAAACUCUGCUGCUGAUGGGCGUGCCAUCAAGUCUGUUCUGACUCAUACAGCCCUGUAGGCCAGAGUAGAACUGCCCCAUAGGGUUUCCAAGGAGCAGUUGGUGGAUUUGAACUGCCUACCUUUUGAAAACAAGAUUUUUGUGAAGCAGGCGCCGAUGCUCGUGGCGUACAACAAUGCGGUAAACCUUAGCUGCGAGUAUACUAACAACCUCUUCUCCAAGGAAUUCCAAGCCGCCCUUUAUAAGGGAGUGGAUAGUGACGUGGAAGUCUGUGUUGUGAAUGGGAAUUACUCCCAUCAGCUUCAGUUUCACUCAAAUACGGGAUUCAACUGUGAUGGGAAACUGGGCAAUGAAACAGUGACAUUCUACCUCUGGAAUUUGUACGUUAACCAAACGGACAUUUACUUCUGCAAAAUCGAGGUCAUGUAUCCGCCUCCUUACAUACACAAUGAGAAGAACAAUGGAACCAUUAUCCAUGUGAAAGAGAAACAUAUUUGUCCAGCUCCCCCGUCUACUGAGUCUUCUAAGCCAUUCUGGGCACUGGUGGUGGUUAAUGGAGUCCUGGCUUUCUAUAGCUUGGUAAUAACAGUGGCCCUUUGUAUUUGCUGGAUGAAGAAUAAGAGGAGCAGGAUCCUUCAGAGUGACUACAUGAACAUGACCCCUCGGAGGCCCGGACCUACCCGCAAACACUACCAGCCUUAUGCCCCUGCGCGUGACUUUGCAGCCUACCGCUCCUGACACAGAUACCUAUCCAGAUGUGAGCCGGCUGCUGCCUCUUCAUCUGUUCAACACCACUGAUCUGGAUAGGAAAGAACCGCCUCUGUCUUCAGCCGGCUACCUCGGGCCCCCGUUAGGUCACUGAUGCCAGUUUUCUUGGGCGACUGACUAGACUAAAUAUCAAGAUGAUUUUGAUACUCUGAAAUGAAGUUAAAGAAAAUUGCUGUGGCGGGUACCUUGCGGUGCCAUGAUCUAAAUUCAUACUUAGUAUGUAUUUAUUGACUUGAUGAGAAGGUAGAAAACAAGUGAGUGGAUUCUGUUGCCUUGAAAUCUGCUUCCAAGCUGCUGGUGGAGCCCCGUUCCAGUCUCACUCACCUGCGUAUCUCAAUCAAGUGAAGUGUGAUGACCAAAAACUUCCUAGAGAAGAAAGGUUAAAAAAUCAUUCCAUUCCCAGUUGCUGUGGAGUCAAUCCUGACUCACGGCGACCUCAUGAGUGUCAGAGUAGAUCUAUGCCUCAUAAAGUUUUCAAUGGUUGAUUUUUCAUAGUUUACCAGGUCUUUCUUCCAAGGUACCUCUGGGUGGACUUGAACUGCCAACCUUUCAGUUAGCAGCAAAGUGAACCUGUUAGCCAUUUGUACCACCCAGGGACUCCUAGAAAAUCAUCCCUGCUCGUUAAAUGAGAGUGCAGGGUGGGGGUAGGCUACAGUGGGGAGGGUAGGGAGAUGGUGAAACUUAAGAUGUUUUUAAACCAGUAAAACGUGGUCUCUCACUCAUGAAAUGAGCCACUUAGUUCCUAUUUAAUGUUGUUUUCCUUUUAGUUUAGAAAGACAUAGACUUUGUCUGUGAUCAAUUCUGACCACAUUUCGUCAUUUUGACCAAUGAAAUCCCCUCAUAUCUAGGCAAACAGAUAUAUUCUCUUCACUCCCUGUGAUGGAAAUUCUGUUUAAUAUUCACAAUAUUGUUUAAAAAGAAUAAAGUAGUCCUCUACACCAAGGAAGAGUGUGUGUCAGGAAAUAAGAUCACUUUAUGUCAAAAUUAUUUGAAUAAAACAAAGGAUUAUUUGUUUAGCAGCUCUUUUCAGCCAAACCCUAUAGAUGGUUUUGUUUUCCAUCUCUUUCAGGUUUGAACAGUUGGUCUCUUUAAUGUCUGAGUGGAAAUCUGAAGUGGGAUGCUGAAAAAGCAUCCAUGGGGCAGAGACGAUGCUGUGAAAAAGGGACAUUAGCAUUCAUUAGCGUAUGGGGGAGGAGCCACAAGCCGCCUCUUCUGAAGGAGGCAGAAUGGAAGGAAAUGACAAGAUUCUUGCCAUGUGCUAAGGGGGUGGCUGGCAGCAGGCAGAAGGCGCUCUCUCUGGUGAGAAACACCUCUAGAGGAACUUUACGUAAUUUAGGGUUCAGAGCUUCACAACUCUGUGGGCUCAGCUGCCUGCUUACACUGGAGGUCCAUUGAUAUGGAAAAGUAUUUUGGGUUUGUGUCGCCUCUAAUGGGACAGCAUCAAAGCUCUCAAGAGACUCUCCAAGGCCUAGUCCUGGAAUGGCCAUGGAUAAUUUUCUGCCUCUGGUUUUGGGUUACCUGGAGCAUGCCAGGGGACCUUUAAGAACGGGCUCUCCGACUUCCUUCACAAUUUAUUCAGUGCUUUGAUUUAUUCAGAUGUUAGAAGAGCCUAGGGUUUUAGAGGCAGGCAGAGCCUGUUCAAGUCCCUGGUAUGCCUUUUAUUAAUAAAAAUUGAACGGCCUCAAGCAGUUCACUGCCUCUUCAAGACUGUUUCUUCAGCUACAGAAUUUAGAUAAUUACCAGAAAUAUCUCUCCAUGAGGGUAUGGCUCAAGCCUUUCUUUUCUCUGUUUGUCCCUGGCACUUAGCACCAUGUCUGGCUAUUAUAAUGUUAGCUAUUAUCAUUAUUGCCACAGAGAUAAAUUACGCAUAAAGGUGGGCAAUGACCUAAGAAGAGAAGGAAUAUUAACACAAAUUUAAACCCACUAUCUCUAUCUACCCAGAGAUGAGGUGCUAUAGAAUAUAUUCUGUUUCUGUUUCUUGGGAUAUUUUAACAUGUAAUAAAAUGUAACAUAUUUUCCCCCAUUUUUAUGUAUAUGAAGGUAACUUCUUUAAUUUUUCUUUUUAAUGUGGGGAGAAGGGGAGGGGUAAAAAUCUUAUGACUGCAGACAGAAAAUAUUGUACUCUAUUUGAUUAACUUAAUCAAUUCAUAAAAGGUCAAACUCAGCAAUACCUGGAUGGUGAAGGACUGUUGAAUUUACACUGGCACACAUAUCACAUUGCCAUCCUCUGGGGACACAGAAUUCUUCAGUCCAAGUUAUGUAAUUGUGUUUGAAAAUGACAGAGCUGGAGAAUUUUAGGAAGGGCAGUAGCAAAAAACAAAAAUGGAAAGAUUUGAUCUUUGAUAAUAAAUGCUUUUAUUUUAUGACUGGAAACGGAGAUUAACUAAAGAUGAAUCACACUUGCGAUUUUUCUUACUCACUCUGUACAGAGCCAAAGUAGAAAUAUUAUAUAAGGAAGCCUGUUUUCACUGUUAGUAUGAACCAAGAAAUGGUUUAAAAAUGGUGGCUGGAGUUAUGUCUUUAUAGUUUCAGAUACGGUACUUAUGAGGAAAACAAUAUUGUUUUCUGCUACUAUGGUAAGACUCUUAAGGGUAAUGAUAGUCCCGUAAAUUUUUAUUAUGAGCUUACAUAUUUGGGGCUGAAUGUGUCAAUUUAAAGAAAUCAAGUGUACAUUAUGUUCUGUGUAUUCAGUGAUAAAAUUACUGAACUACCACUGAAGUGUUUUAAAAUUUGUGUCUUAAUAUUGUUUUUCAGAGCAAGUAUGCUUUAUUUUGGCAAUGAUUCUGGGAGUAACUUGCUCUUUAAAAGAUGUAUAACAUAAAUCCUUUUCUCCAGUUUUUAGUAGGAUUGGGAAUGCUCUUGCCUCUAGUUUUAUCAGUGCCUUCAUUGGUUUUUCUCUUUGUUGUCUUUCAGACAUGUUGCAAAGUCUAGAAAAAACAGACUUUGGAGUUGAAGUCACAGAUUAAAAAAAUCUAGACUUUCAAAUAUUAGCUUCAUUUCAAGCAAGGCACACUUCUGGUGACAAUUUUUUGCUUGGUUCCAGUCACAGUUUCCCAUCAGACCAAUGGUUUACCUCUCUGAGAUGCUGGCCUGGACUUACCCAUGCAUUCUAUGUGAUGUGAACACUCUAUGAGAGAGAUCGAACUUGAGCCUUGACUCCAUCAGCCCCUUGGGUUAACUAACUGAGCCACCAAUGAUCAUGGUUAUUUGAAUGGGGAUGUUGAUGGGCAAGCGGAUGUCUGAACCUUCAUCCCAGCCUUUUGCACUACUGGAUGGGAACUACGGUAGGCCAAGGGCUUAUCUCAGAGAGUGAAAUUCAACUAGACGUUGGAGGUUAGAGAUGGUCCCAAUGGUGAACCUAGAACUAGGGUCAUCAGUGCUAUAGAUCUGUUACCAACCCAGGCCAAAAACAGUGGCAUGGGCUCUAAAGAAUUGGGGUGGAUGAGUCUUUGGCAUUUGCAAGGACAUUCAAGGCUCAGGAUCUCUUUCUCUCUCUCUCAUAAGUAUAUAGCUGCUUUUCUACCAUAUUCCGGCUCAAACAGCACAGGCAUGUUCCCACCUCAGGUCCGUUACAUGUACUAUUUCUUCUGCCUUGGGUGUGCUCCCCAGGCAUGUGCACGGCUUGCUUCCUCAUCUCCUCUGGUCCCCGCUCAAAUGAUGCCUUGUACUGUAAUUAAGGAGCACUGUAGUUAAGGAGUGCAGUGGUUAAGUUCCAAGCUCCCAACCAAAAUUUCAGCAGUUAGAAUUCACUAGCCACUCCCUCAGAACCCCAUGGGGCAGUUCUACUCUGCCCUGUAGGAUUGCUAUGAGUCUGAAUUGACUUGAUGGCACCAGCUUUGGUUUUGUUUUUUGACUCUAUUUAAAGCCCCUUCCAUUCCAUACCCUUAUCUGCUUUCUUUACUUGCUUUUCUUCAUAGUAUUUUCACUUUCUGUUACCUAGAUGUUUUACUUAUUUGUUUGUUUAUUGGUUAUCUCCCCAACUGAAAUGUAAACUCCGUGAGGGAAGGGGCUUUGUUUUGUUUAUUGCUGUAUCUCCAGUGAUAUUUAUUGACUGAAUGAAUAAAUUUCGCAUGACCUUAUCAAUGAAUGGCCAGUUUAAAUGUUCUAAUCAGACUCUGAGAAGAAGAAAGCCUGUUUUGUUUUUUGCUUUUGUAUUAAUAAAUUCAAACAUUAAUUUUAUUUGAAAAACGAGGUAAAACAUAUAUGCAGCCAAACCCGGAGAAAGAAAACUUGAUGGAUAUAUGUUCACUGACAUUUUAGAAAUUUGUGUGCAAUGAGGAAAACCAAAACUAUUAGAAAGAAUAUCUUUAAAAUCACACUAAAUAAGCCACAGUCAGGAGUCAGUUGAUUUCCCGUAAAGACCCCAAAUUCCCUCUGAAUGGAGUAUUGACUACAUUUUAAACAUGUCUUUAGCCUAAGGCUUCUGAAAAAUGUUGCUUUUGUAGUUGUAGUCCUUUCUUAUUACUGAACUGCUACUCUUUUUAAUGGGGUGAUUUUACCCCAACGAAUUCUCUCAAUGCUUCGGCUCUGAUUCAGAAAGAGCUCAAAGAUGACAAUACUGAAGACAGACAAUUUCAGCUUCUUCACGUAUCAUGCUCACAUCAUAACUGAGGACUCUAAUAGCUUCAAAAACCAAAACCAAAUCCAGUGCCGUUUAGUUGAUUUCAACUCAUGGCGACCCUAUAGGCCAAAGUAGAACUGCCCCAUAGAGUUUCCAAGGAGCGCCUGGUGGAUUCGAACUGCUGACCCUUUGAUUAGCAGCCAUAGCACUUAACUACGACACCAUCAGGAUUUCCUCCUCUAAUAGCUUGCAGUACUGUAAAAAUAAUAACAACAACAGCAACGAACAAACUAACGAAACUUGUGACAUUUGGAGCAACUUGAAAAUUGAAAUCAGGCUUGUAUUAACCAUUGCGUGUGUGUGCACACACACACCAACAAACCCACUAUCAUUUUGUAGGUAGGAGAAGGCACUUAACCAACAGACCCAAGAGCAGGCCCGGUAAUUCACAUAGCCUCCUGUUUCCUUUGCUGCAGAUUGUACCACGAGGGUGGCUUGAAAUCAAAUAGGUGUACAAGGACUUCCUCUCUAAACAGACUCUUGUCUUUGCUGAAAAGGAGUUCUUUAAACUUAACAAAGGUAACUAAAACUUGAAAAAUAUGGCCUUACAUAUGUCCUUCUCCGAGAAAGACUGAACUCAGCUAGUUACUCAUGGGUUCAAUAGGACAAGUCAAAUCAAAUGGAAAGGGUAAGAUUGGUAAAAAUUGGUUGCUAAGUGAAUCGGCUCAAUAAGCUACUCCUUUACCUGGGCUCAUAAAAGUAGCGUAGCCUAGUUCUGUGAAAGGGUUCUAGUGCCAUGAAACUAAAAUUCAGUAUGAAAUAAAACGCAAACUUCAGGGCUUCACCUGACAGAAGUCUAACCUUGUUCUAACUAACUCACUGCACAAAAAGCAUGAUUGCCCCAGCCGUGUCUUCACUUCUUUUCUCCAGUCUGGUAAAAUACAUUAUGAUUCAUUUUUAAACAGUACCCUUUCUCCCCCUCUCAUCUCAUUUGGAGCAGAGAUAAUGGGCAGGUGAGAAAACUCAGGGAAACUUCUGGAUCCACAAUGGUGGCUGGACUGUUACACUAAGCAGCAGCAGGACUGUCUGGGAGUUAUACUGGAAUCCUGUUUGGAAACAGCUUCUCCAAGUGUCUACCUGUGCCUCUUAAACCGAGGCACUGCCUAAAUCUUGAUUUUUCCACAGUGGGGCUCAGAGUAGUUUUGUCAUUUAAGAAAGCAUCUGAGUGGGUGGACCUCUCCACUUUCUCUGAUUUGGCUUCCCAGAAGAAAGGUAUGCUUUCCCUUCCAAGAUUCACAGGCUCCUAGCACCUAGAAACCCAGGCCCCUGUCCAGAGCAAAAUGUGGCACACUCUCUCAGUGGGCCAUUUGUUCUUUUUGGGAUGUUGACACUGAGGCCCACACUUGAAAAAAGUCUGGGAUGAAAUUUGGGUGACCCAAGAAUAAGUCAGCUCUUCCAAGUUGACCUCACUUUUGGUGCAACCCUAAGGGCAAGAUACAUGCUUUUGAAGACCAUGUCCCUAUCCUUGCCUUCUGUUUGAACUCUAUGAAAUGGCUGGGGAUGCCAGAAAUUCGAAAGACAAAAAGUUGUAGAAAGGUGAAUUUAUCUCUGGGUAGAGGUGGAUUGGCUUUGACUUACUUCAUUGGGCAGAACUGUCUCAAUGACAGAUUUAAACAAUUCUCUAGCUCCAAAGCAAAAAAUGUGAGAACUGGGUGGAAAUGUCAGUUGAGACAGAGGAGCAGCAAACAGCUUUGUUUUCCUACAGUUGUGGUUUUACACGGUGAUGAUGACACACAAAGAUGAAAAUGUGCAGCAUGAACUCCAGUUCUUAUCUGAGUGAGCAUCUCUGCCAAGGCUGAAGGAUAUGUGUAGGUGUCACCUGCCAGCAAAGAGACACAGAGAGAGAGAGAGAAAGAAAAAGAGGCCCUGUUUCGGAAAGAAAAGCCAGUUAAUCAGAGA
Molecule: messenger RNA, 7472 nt
Organism: Loxodonta africana (African savanna elephant)
Lineage: Eukaryota; Metazoa; Chordata; Mammalia; Proboscidea; Elephantidae
Gene: CD28
Product: CD28 molecule
Exons: 5
Coding region: 341-922 (193 amino acids)
Biological process (GO): positive regulation of T cell proliferation; immune response; T cell activation
Cellular component (GO): membrane; external side of plasma membrane
Source: RefSeq, a predicted model, not a curated record